UAUCCAUCCAGGCAGGACGCGCACCCGCUCCCCGGUCACAGCUGCCCACCAGCGGCUUGAAGCCACCAAUAGGCGCGCAGGACGAAGGGAUGCUGCUUCAUUAACUUCACCUCUUUCCUUUUACUCGUCCUCAAAGCCCCUCUGUCCUCUGUCACCACCACAAAGCGGCUCCACGGAUCUCCUGUCGUCCUUUGGUCCCCAAAACGCGCAGGAAGUGGUCGGUGGUCUUUGCGGUGACCGCGGUCACGAUGGUUCUGCUGGUUCUGGCCGUUGCUGUCCCGUUACUGCUGCUCCGCUCCUCGGACACCUCCGCUCAUUACUAUGAGAUGAUGGGCACCUGUCGGAUGGUUUGCGACCCGUACACCCCUAAACCGGGAGGCGCCACCGCCAUGGAGGUGAUCCAGAACGUUAACGGUGUCGCUCCGCAGCCGGCUAUGGCGCAAGGGAGCCGUGGGGAGCCCGGGCGACCGGGUAAACCAGGAUCUAGGGGCCCGCCGGGAGAACCAGGACCACCGGGUCCAAGAGGGCCACCGGGAGAGCGCGGGGACGGUAAAGUCACAUUCCCCGAGUUGACCGGAGCUGCGGGGGGCGAGAAGGGCGAAACAGAAGGCAUGAACUCCACGGGCAACAGCUUCAGGAUCGCUUUUUACGUCGGUCUGAAAAAUCCACAUGAGGGAUACGAGGUGUUAAAGUUUGACGACGUGAUUACAAACUUGGGGAACCACUACGACGCGAGCACCGGGAAGUUCACCUGCCAUGUGUCCGGGAUCUAUUUCUUCACCUACCAUGUGUUGAUGCGGGGAGGAGAUGGGACCAGCAUGUGGGCCGACCUGUGCAAGAACGGACAGGUGAGGGCCAGUGCCAUAGCUCAGGACGCAGACCAGAACUACGACUACGCCAGCAACAGCGCCGUGCUGCACUUGGACUCUGGGGACGAGAUCUACGUCAAACUGGACGGCGGCAAAGCUCAUGGAGGCAACAACAACAAGUACAGCACCUUCUCCGGCUUCAUCUUAUACCCCGACUAAACACACAGGUCCACGGACAGUAACCAUCACUGCAAACUGUUUCCAUUCAAGUAUGUGGUCCAGUGUGUUUCUCCUCUUUUGAAGAUAGCUGUCACGACGCACAGGCUUACCUGUUCAUUUAGUGAAAGAUCUUUUUGUACAUGUGUUUGAUUUAGGUUCGACUGCUUUACUGACUCUGAUGUUCCAAGUGCUGAGCACCCAGACACCCCGUAAAUGCUGUAAAGGCUGAGAAAGCAUAAUGUGUUUCUAAAAAGGCUUCUGGGGAAAUGAGAUGGCACAGGUCUGACUGACUGGCUGCCUCCAGGCUUACAUGUUCUCCUGAAGCACUGCCAAAAGAAUUCACGUCAAAAGGAGUAAAAUGAAUGUCAUGAUCUGUUUUUGAGUGUACACCUUAGGCCUGGUCACACCAGCAUUUAAAAGGUCCAGUGUUGUAGGAUUUAUUAGCAUCCAGCAGUGAGAUAACCAACUGAAUACCCCUCUCCUCACCCUCCUUUGUGGGGAUAAUGGUGGCCGUAAAACUACAAAAAAAAAUUCCAUUUGUGCUACUGUACAAACAUGGCGGUUCAACAUUGCAGACUCCAUGGAAAAGGACCCGCUCUCUCUGAAGAUACAAAAGGGAACGAAAACACCUCUUAUUUUCAACAAUUCUUAUUUUCAGGUUAAAUAAAUACAUACUUUAGGGUGAUCUGCCAAUAGAUCCCCAUCAUUUUAACAUACUGGAUGGAAAUAAAUCAUUUAAAUUCCCUCAUGGGGGAAGUAUGCGCACAUUUUUGACUUUGAUGCACAGAUUUGGCCAAAAGUAAACCUUUAAAGAGAGAGAGAGAGUCCAAAACUGAGGAAGCUAUCAUAGCUAGAUGCCACUUUCUGGUGCGACCAGGCCUUUACUGUGAUUACUAAGUAACUUUAAUUCUCCUAUCAUGCACCUUAAUUGGAUAAUAAAAAGGUUUUAGUAGAUAUGAUAGGUAGACAUGACGAGGUCAGUGAAAAGUGCCAAAGAUUGACAGACCUCACAUUCUAACCCUAGCACAGGCCAUGUUGAUCGCUAUAGCAGUGUUUAGUGUUUCACAGAU
Molecule: messenger RNA, 2098 nt
Organism: Larimichthys crocea (large yellow croaker)
Lineage: Eukaryota; Metazoa; Chordata; Actinopteri; Sciaenidae
Product: complement C1q-like protein 2
Exons: 2
Coding region: 249-1028 (259 amino acids)
Molecular function (GO): protein binding
Source: RefSeq, a predicted model, not a curated record